Messenger RNA from Dicrocoelium dendriticum, 948 nucleotides. NCBI's taxonomy places the organism in Eukaryota, Metazoa, Platyhelminthes, Trematoda, Plagiorchiida, Dicrocoeliidae. The record is from the annotation of a GenBank genome assembly.
UCCGUGCCGCGAGCAUGAGUCAUCAAGCGUUUCCUAUGGACCUACCGCCAGUGGUUUUCUUUUCCAACUUUUUCGCAAACUAUCACCCACCAUUAUUAGCCGUAACUUGUGCCCACGUUUUCCUAAUUUUUACUACUCUAAGAAGUGCGCUUUACUUGAAGCACUCGAUUACUCCCUGUCAUUGGGUAUGAUUUGUUCCUUUUUUCCAAUAGUACCGCAAAGAUGUCUGAAAAGAAGCCUCGCAAGCCUGAAACUAGAUCCUUCAAAGAUCACCUUCGGCGCCGAAAGAUUGUUUCCGAGGCAGCGAAAAAAAUUAAACGUAGGCGAGUGUAUUUACGUCUGAAACAAAAGAUGUUGAAGCGGGCAGAGACCUAUUUACAGGAAUAUCGCAAGUCACAUCGAAGAGAGAUCAACUUGAUUCGCAGCGCUAAGAAAGCCGGGAAUUUUUACGUGCCAGCUGAACCGAAACUGGCUUUCGUACUUCGCAUUCGGGGAAUAAAUGGAAUACACCCUCAACCCCGCAAAAUAUUGCAAUUGUUCAGGUUGCGACAGAUCAACAACGGAAUGUUUGUUCGUCUGAACAAGGCUACUCUCAACAUGCUUCGAAUCAUCGACCCGUACAUCGCGUGGGGUUAUCCUACUUUAAAAACCAUCCGUCAGCUUCUUUAUAAACGCGGUUUUUGCAAAUAUCACGGGACCCGUCAGCCGAUUACAAAUGAGCUCAUUCAGCGAAAACUCGGUCAUCUGGACAUGAUCUGCAUGGAAGAUCUCGUGCAUGAAAUAUACACGGUCGGUUCUAACUUCAAAUCUGCGGCAGCAUUCCUGUGGCCUUUCAAGCUGAGGAAUCCCACUGGUGGAUUUCGUAAAAAAGGACGACAUUUUGUCGAGAGUGGUGAUUUUGGAAAUAGAGAGCAGUACAUUAACCAACUACUCAGGCGGAUGAUUUGA